GAUUAUGGGGCUUGUGGUUCCCGGCACUUCCGCAUCCGCUGGGUUAGGGAGGGGAGUGAGGGACACGCCGCCUGUCAGGGCUUGGGAUGGAGGGGCCAGAAGUGGGGGCCCUGAUACAGGAGGCCCGGGAGAGUAUAGAGGCGGCUCGGAACUACAGGAAUGAACUGCAGCAGCGAAUGGGCGCCCUGGCACUGGCACGGACACAGAUUAAAGAGAGUGCGGCCCAGACGUGCCAUGCCCUGCGCCAACACUUUAUCGAUCUGAAGGCCUCCAUAACCAAACUGCUGGACGAGCGCCAAGAGACCCUGAUACAGGAGGUGAGCGCCAUCGAACAGGACAAUAUUAAACCCCUGGAUGAUUGUCAGAAGCUCUUGGAACAAGGGGUCAACACGGCUGAUGACUUGCUGAAAGAAGGUGAAAUGGCUGUUUCAGGCAUUGCUGGAAAUAACGAAAACCUGUAUAACUUUACAAACAAGGCGCUUCACAAUCAGCUGGACAGUUUGCCGGAGGUGCCGUCUCUGGUGGAAGUGCCGUGUCUCUCGGCGCAGUUGGACGAUAUCUUCCUACCCCUGGUGCGAGACCUUAUAUGUAAGCUGGGAAGCGUGGCAUCCAGGCCGCCGGUACAAAUGGAGGAGCUGAUAGAGAGGCCGGGGGCAAUCCUGGUGAGGUGGUGUAAGUGUGAUGAUGACUUUGUGGCCCAGGACUACCGGCUCCAGUACCGCAAGAACACCGGCAGCCACUAUGAAGAUGUGUACGUGGGCAGUGAGUCGGAAUUCCUAGUGCUGCAGAUUGACCCCCACGUGGACUAUCAGUUCCGAGUGUGCGCUCGGGGGGAUGGGAGGCAGGAAUGGAGCCCAUGGAGUGUCCCGCAGACUGGCUGCACCACCCUGGUCCCCCAUGAGUGGAGCCCCGGCUAUGACGGUUACAGUUUAAGCAGCAGGAGGAACAUCGCCCUUCGGAACGACUGUGUGAGCCACGGAGCCCUCUAUUCCAAAGCUGCCACCUACCUGCCUGGGCAAACCCUGACAUUCCGGGUGGAGAGCGUGGGGCAGAUGGACAAGCGUGACAGUAUCGGGGUGUGCGUGGAGCGGCGCUAUGACUGUGAGUCGCUGCAGCGGGACGCGGCCGUAUGUGUCAGUACCAGCGGUGCUGUUUAUGUGAAUGGAAAAGAAAUGACCAACCAGCUCCCCCCUGUUUCCCCUGGAUGCCCCAUCACCUUCGACAUGGAGAUCAUGACCUCGGGACAAGCCAACAACAACGAGGGCCCCCUCCAAAAACGGAGAGUAACAAUCAGUUCCAGCAACCGGGAAGUGGUGUUUGAUUGGUUGCUAGAAGAGUCAUGUGACUCCCUCUACUUUGGUUGUUCCUUUGUUCACCCUGGCUGGAAGGUGCUGGUGUUCUGAGCCCCCUGAUAAGGACAGGAUAGAGGUCAGAGCGGCCCCCUCAGAAUUGCCCAUCAGUGUUAGAGCUGUUCCCAUAAAGCCACGUGUCUGCCCCAUGUAGCUCAGGGUCUAAAAGUGCCUCCCCCUUCCACGAUUGCCAUUGCUGUGCCUGGGUAUUGGGCAGCUAGAGAACUACAGGGAGAUGUAGUUCUGGGAGAUGUAGUUCUGUGCUGUUCCCUGGAGGAGGGACUAGAGCUCUGCUAAUGAAUCCUCUUGUGCUAUGCAAGUCAGUCCCAGACUAUUACUGCUGGCUCUCUGGGCUGGACCUGUAGCUCAGGCAUAUUGGAAUAGCCCCCAAGUGAGGUUGCAGGGGGGCAGCACCCUUGCUUUGCUGCUGCUGGGGUAUGAGUGCAGCUCAGGGUAUAAGAAAAGUUCCUAUAUAUACAUAUAUUAUUGUUACAGAUGUAUUUUUAUACACUUAUUUACUUGUUUAUGUGAAUGGGUCAGUGCCAAACGCUGCUCCAACUGUCAGUUCCCAGGGGAACAGCCCAUGUCACUAUGGGAUGGUGGGGGGAGAUCUGCUGGGCUUCAGUCUAAUCUGUACUCCAACCCUGCUACCCAGGGGAGGGAACUAAUACCGCUGCCUUCUCAUGUUCAGUUGGGAUUGGGGGGGGGGGGUCUGCUGUUAGGGCCUUUACUUGUUGCCCCUAAUACAGUGUUUAACCCUGUAAUGUGAAUGUCAGUGAGGAAUGAGCAGGAUGGUGUAUGGCAGUUCAGCUGUGCCAGACAUUCCGAUACCCCAUAUAUCUAUCUGGGCCGGGGUAGGGGGGGUCACGCCUUUGCUGUGUGUAGCUCUGUGUCUGCUGAUUGGCCCCACAGGGUAAUACAGGUGGCACCAGUGGGUAAGGGAUGAUGCUAAGCGUAAGCUCCCCAGGUAGGCAGCAUGUACCCAAGAGCUGACUGUUAGGGGCAGAUUUAUCAAUGUGUGAGUCUUUAAUCCCCCCACUCUCUAAAACUUAUACCAAUCGAUAAAUAUACCUUUUAAAAUCACUUACGAAUGGGGGGAGGGGGGGAGAUUUAAUUUCCCAGUGUGAUGAAUCUGUCCCUUAGUAUGCAGGGAUGAUGGUACUGAGCCAUUAAUGUGACAUUUUGCCUCUGAGCUUCUAAUGAAUUCACCCCAGUGGUUAUUGCUCGUGACAAUCCUACCCCCGCCCGGGGCUGGUUAUUGUGCCUUGGGUAAUGUAGAAAUGGCUUGCGCAGCUUCUCCAUGUUCUUUUCUAUGAAUAAAGUGCUUUUCUCUA
This is a messenger RNA of Xenopus tropicalis (tropical clawed frog), 2683 nucleotides long. RefSeq names its product cytokine receptor-like factor 3 (gene crlf3). The coding region runs from base 87 to 1403 and encodes 438 amino acids. The transcript is spliced from 8 exons. Lineage: Eukaryota; Metazoa; Chordata; Amphibia; Anura; Pipidae. Gene Ontology annotation, cellular component: cytoplasm. The record is from RefSeq and is a predicted model, not a curated record.